Molecule: messenger RNA, 691 nt
Organism: Oryzias melastigma (Indian medaka)
Lineage: Eukaryota; Metazoa; Chordata; Actinopteri; Beloniformes; Adrianichthyidae
Product: C-C motif chemokine 4
Exons: 4
Coding region: 99-383 (94 amino acids)
Biological process (GO): cellular response to interleukin-1; monocyte chemotaxis; cellular response to tumor necrosis factor
Cellular component (GO): extracellular region
Molecular function (GO): chemokine activity; CCR chemokine receptor binding
Source: RefSeq, a predicted model, not a curated record
ACCUGCAUAAAAGCACCUGCAGCUCCAGCCCGAAUCACAGCAGCACCUUCACUCUCCUGAAGAGACUGGCUGAACACCUGAUCCACAGAGACGCAGACAUGGCAUCUCGAGUUGCAGCUUUGAUCUUCCUGGGUCUCCUCUGCGUUCAGCUUGCAUCAGCUGAAGUUCUAAAGGACUGCUGUUUAUCAGUCAGCAAAAACCGCGUGCCAGCUAAAUUCGUUGUGAGCUACUACAUUCAGGAGGCAGGGAAAGGCUGCAACCUCAGUGCCACUGUGUUUGAAACCAAAGGCGGCAGACGGCUGUGUAUCGUCCACCCCGAUGGAUUUCCCUGGGUGCAGAAGGUCAUCAGCAUUGUGGACAGCAGGAAACCAGCAUCCCAGUAAAAAGCUAAAGGAGUCUGAUUGGAGGCAGAAACUUUCUCAACGUUCAAGCUGCUCUGUUCGUGUGUUUCGCAUUCUCUGUCCUGCAAACCAUGCGGUUUGGCUGAAAACCUGUUCCUCCUGAGGCGGCUUGAGCGCGCUCAGACGCAGCGGCAAAGCUGAUCACCGAGGAGACUGACGCAGAGAGCUCAUCUUUUGUUAUCAUUUGUUAUUGUAAUUGUCAUAACUGUUAUGAAAUGGUGCUGCUUUUUUCAUGAAAUACUAAAUGUGAAACUGGAGAGGUCAAAUAAACUUUAUAUGGAUUUUGUACA